AUGCCCAAACGAAAAGCGAACGCUGCGGCCCCGGCCAGCUUCACGGGCUUGAUCGGAUCCGACGAUGAAGACCCCAUGAUGCAGAUUCCCGAGACACAGGAACCGCGCGAUGUCGAGCGCCCCACGAAGAAACAACGCGGCCGUCCACGAUCCAAGUCCGGCGAUGGAAAGCCGUUGCCGGUACAGACGAAGCGCAGCUCUGUGGCGGCUGCCGCCCCGGAGGAACCGGAGCCGGUGUCGACCCGCCGGACGACGCGUCGGGGGAGGCCUAAGGGGAGUCGCAACUCGUCGCAAGCUGUCCCUGACGAGAUCCCGGGGACUCAGGUCGAGCAGCUGGAAGAUAACGGUGAGCAUCCGCCGGCGGAGAGCGCUGCGGUGUCUCAGGAUGAGCUCGACGCUCCGCAGAGAGGGGCGCAGUCGUCGUCCCGAUCUGCGGCAGCGCCCGCGAAACCCAAGAGCGGGCGGGGUCGACGGAAGGGCAGCUCGGGGAAGCAAGUGACGGCUGACGGGGAGUUCGAAUACACUCCGGCGGGGACGCGGCAGGUCAAACUGCCGGACCCGCGCAAGGAGACGGAGGAGAAGCCUAAGCGCUCGCGACGGGCGCCCGCCAAGAAAGUCCAGGAGGCACCGGUCCCCGCGGAGGAGGCGGAAGCGGCGCCGGAGGUUGUGGAAGAGACCAUGAUCGAGGAGGAGGAGGAUGUACCGCCACCCCGCCGGUCGGUGUCGGCCUCCCCGACAAAGCGCAGACAGUCCAUGCAGCGCCCGCCGUCGUACUCCCCGCUGAAACGGAAGGUCGGGACCGACGAGGAACGUUCCAACGGUGACCCGGAACUGCGACGCCGGCUCGGCGACCUGACUAAGAAGUUCGAUGCGCUGGAGAAUCGGUAUCGGACCCUGAAGGAGAUCGGGGUCGUCGAGGCCAACGCCAACGUGGACAAGCUGCGGAAACAGUGCGAGGCCAUCUCCACCGCCUCCAACAACCUGGUCGCUUCGCUGAAGAGCGAAUUGGACGCGCAGAAGGCGCUGGGCCAACAGAGUCGGGGCCUACAGAAACAGCUAAAGCAGCGAGAUGCCGAAGCCGCCCAAUUCAGAACUGAGGCGGAAGAGGCCCAGGGCCAGUUGGCCUCGGCCCAGACCGAGGUCAAGGCCCUGCAGACCAAGCUGGCGGCGGCGCGCAACACGGCCGCCAGCAUCGAGAACGCCGCCGCCAAGGCGCCUGGCAGCGCCGUCAAGGGCGGCAACAACCGGGCGGUCGCCGCGGUCAGCGCCGAGGCGGCGCAGGCGGCGACCGUCGCGCAGCUCAAGGAGGAUCUCUACAGCGACCUGACGGGGUUGAUCAUCCGCGACGUGAAGCAGCGCGAGGCCGAUUGCCUCUAUGACUGCAUCCAGACCGGCGUCAACGGCACACUCCACUUCAAAUUGCUCGUGCCGCACGUCUCGGCCGCCAACUUCGAGAAUGCCGAAUUCCAGUACCUCCCGCUGCUGGACGAGAGCCGCGAUCGCGAGCUGGUGGACCUCCUACCCGAGUACCUAACGGUGGACAUCACCUUUGUGCGGCAGCAGGCGUCGAAAUUCUACACCCGCGUGAUCGAUGCGCUCACGAAGCGGCGUUCGAGCGCCGGCCACUGA
This is a messenger RNA of Aspergillus candidus, 1629 nucleotides long. Its product is annotated as putative chromosome segregation protein (Pcs1). Lineage: Eukaryota; Fungi; Ascomycota; Eurotiomycetes; Eurotiales; Aspergillaceae. The record is from RefSeq and is a predicted model, not a curated record. Gene Ontology annotation, biological process: meiotic sister chromatid segregation; attachment of mitotic spindle microtubules to kinetochore; homologous chromosome segregation. The coding region runs from base 1 to 1629 and encodes 542 amino acids. Gene Ontology annotation, molecular function: microtubule site clamp; protein binding. Gene Ontology annotation, cellular component: chromosome, centromeric core domain; mitotic spindle; monopolin complex. The transcript has 3 exons.